Mangifera indica (mango) is the source of this 1695-nucleotide messenger RNA. Its product is annotated as rhomboid-like protein 15. Gene Ontology annotation, biological process: endoplasmic reticulum unfolded protein response. Bases 119 to 1336 code for a protein of 405 amino acids. The transcript is spliced from 13 exons. Gene Ontology annotation, cellular component: Hrd1p ubiquitin ligase ERAD-L complex; endoplasmic reticulum membrane. The record is from RefSeq and is a predicted model, not a curated record. Gene Ontology annotation, molecular function: misfolded protein binding; serine-type endopeptidase activity; ubiquitin-specific protease binding. Lineage: Eukaryota; Viridiplantae; Streptophyta; Magnoliopsida; Sapindales; Anacardiaceae.
UUUCGAAUUCGGAAUGUGGAGAUUUGAGAAGCCUCCGGUCAAGUUUAAAUUGAUUGGUUGUUUGUCAAAUAUUAUCAAAUAGAAGUCACCGAGAAAACUGCUUUUGCCGUCUAGAAUAAUGCGACCGAACAUUGUUUCCGAGGCAGGAUUGUCUACAAGAGUUAGCCAAUGGUGGGAUGGCAUUCCAUUCUUUACGUCUGCAGUUGUGAUUGUUUGUGGGACAAUUUAUUUAUUCUGCUUGUUGACCGGAUACGAUUUGUUUGAUCAAAUUUGCUUCUUGCCAUUUGCACUUGUUUCACGAUUUCAAGUUUACAGGAUUUAUACCUCUAUUCUUUUUCAUGGUUCACUGCUACAUGUUGUAUUCAACAUGCUGGCUUUAGUUCCUUUGGGUUCGGAAUUCGAGAGAAUCAUGGGCUCCAUACGCAUUUUGUACAUGAUAAUCUUGUUGGCUACAAGCAAUGCUAUGUUUCAUCUUAUUCUAGCCUUCUUGGCAGCCCACAAACCUAUUCAUCUAUUUCCAUACCUGACGGAUGAGUGUUCAAUAGGCUUCUCAGGAAUCAUAUUCUCUCUGAUUGUUAUAGAGUUAAGUUUAAGUGGAGCUCAGUCUAGGAGUGUGUUUGGUCUCUUCAAUGUGCCUGCUAAAUGGUAUCCAUUGAUCUUAUUGGUACUCUUCCAGCUUUUAAUGCCAAAUGUAUCAUUGCUCGGACACCUAUGUGGCAUAUUAUCUGGAUUUGCAUAUACCUAUGGCCUGUUCAACUUCCUUAUUCCUGGAACAUCGUUUUACUCAUCCAUUGAGUCCUCCUCUUGGCUUUCCACUUGCAUAAGGCGGCGUAAAUUUAUCUUGUGCACUGGUGGGAAUUUGUCAGGCUGUAUCCCCACACAUUCUGGCCAGAAUACAAAUUCCAGUGGAUUAUUUGCUGGAACUAUCUGGAGAAACUUUUCCUCCUGGAUUCCACGGAGGGGAACAUCUUCACAGCCAGCACAAGACAGUAGGUUCCCUGGGAGGGGAAGGACUCUUGGUUCCACCCAAGGUCUUGUUAAUCCAGAUAUAAAUCUACAAGCUAGGCUUCUGGAUAAUAGUAGCCCUGACCCCCCAUUAGAUACGCCAUCAAUUGGUGCAGGAGAGCGGCUGUCCAAUGGAAGGCAAUCAGCAGUGGAUAAUGUUGAUACUGCAGGGCAUCAGGUUUUCCUUCAUAAAGUUUCAGUUGUCUCCAAUCAAGAAAUCCAAAAACUUGUUUCAAUGGGCUUUGAAAAGACACAGGUAGAAGUCGCUCUAGCAGCUGCCGAUGGAGAUCUUAACAUAGCAGUAGAAAUCCUCAUGAGCCAGCAGGAGUAAUUCAGAAUGUAGAGUCACCCAUUUGACAUUUCUAAUACGAAACCCCAAUUGUGUUCAAAUUGGUACCACUUUCAUCUAUCAGGAAACAUUUACAUGAAGUCCACUUCUGCAGGAGCUGUAUUUAUAGCCGUUCUGACAUGAUCAAUCGAGGUAAAAGAAAAAAAAAUUCCAGUACUAACUAGUUUUAAAGGAAAGGAACACGAAUGGUUUGUAAAAACAUGUGUUUAUCUCAGGAACCUUGCAGUUUGAUUGAAAGAAAGUGUUUUCUUUGUUUUGUAGUCCUAGGUCUUUCUACAUAAUCUUGUGCAUGAUAGUAUUCUUAUAAAAAGGUAAAAUAAAAAAAAUCAGACUCUUUUUUA